UCAGCGCCAUACGGCAAUGGCGAACGGUGUUAAUAGUUUUUAUCAUUAUCGAGAUCUCGAUUAUUCGAAAUAUUUUAACGCCCGGGGUGAUGGUGAUAUUCGUGCAAAGCGACACGAGUGUUUACAAGUAUCGACGAUUAUUCACGUGUGUAUAACAAGUUAAAAAAAACAAUAUUCUAACCUAAAUAAUAAAUAAGAAAAAAUAAUAGCGUGAGAAGGACAUAAAGGAAUCGUUUCGAUCGGCUUCCCGGAUGAUCUACCAGUGAGAUCCAACAUGGCGUCAACCGAUCUGUCGUUCGGUUCGAUACCACCAUUCUACAGAGAAGUUUACGAGAAGAUUUGUUCACCAACAUGUGGAAACGUCGAACGUGAAGUUUUUAAAUCUCUUCUCGUGAAGUCUCAACUGAGCAGCUCAAUUCUCAGUCAGAUAUGGGAACUCGUGGACAGUAAGACGGGUUAUCUGACAAGAAGUGGAUUGUACAAGGGUCUUGCUCUCGUAGCAUUUGCUCAACAAGGAAAACAACCUAGCGACAAACUUCUGGAAAACUCGGAAUCUCAAGAAUUACCCGUUCCUGUUCUUGGUGAUUUAACGGAGGUCACGUUGUUGGCACAAAGACUGCACCGAGGUAAUAAUCCAGCUAAACUGAAUCUCACAUAUACGGACAUAUGCAAUUUAGAUUCGAUAGAGGUCAACUUGGUACCAGAGAAGAAAGGUAUCUUCUUAAAACACGUGGAAUAUCAAGUUACGAGCAAGAGAUUUAAUUCGGUAGUUUGUAGAAGAUACAAUGAUUUUGUAUCGUUACACGAACUUCUUCUAGCAAGGUUCCCAUACAGAUUGAUACCGAAAUUACCACCAAAAAAAAUGGUUGGAGCAAAUUCACAGUUUUUGGAAGAACGAAGAAGAUCCCUUCUAAGGUUUCUGACAUUAAUCGCACGUCAUCCGGUUGUCAACAAAGAUCCCAUCUUACAUUUCUUUUUAACUUAUGCCGGUGAGGAAACCCAGCACAAAAUACGUGAAGUUUUUCGACGAGUAUUGGAUGAAUUUGCAACAUCCGAAUUAUCAUCGAGGGCUAAAGAAUUAGUACCACCCGAAACUCUUACCGAAUUUGCUAACAGUAGAGAUCAGAUAAGAGUAAUACUAUUAGGUAUAACACGUUUGAAAAAUAUAGCUGAUUGUUUAGCUAUUAGAACUCAUACUUACUCGGUAGACAUGGAAGAAUUAGGAACCCAAUUGAACACUUUGGCUUGUGAACCACAUGGUACUAGUUCUUGGGUUACCGGUGGUUCCACGUUAUGGGAGGAUUUAAAAAAAGGUUUUCAUGUUAUUUCAAAAGAAUUUAAUAUUUUAUCGAGUAAAGCAUUGCAACAAGCAGUCAGAGAAGAGACAAUCAUAUGCGAGAGACUGAACUUUUUAUUGGAUAUUCUCGUAGCACAUAGAGUAUUAUGCGAAAGACAUGAACGUGGUGUUAGUGCUGAUCAUCAACGUGCAUUGUCAUCUAUGUUGUCAUUAAAAAAACGACAAUUUACUGGAGCCAUUCGUGGGACUAAUGCGGAUACAGUCGAAUAUUUGGAAAAUAAAAUGAUAGCCCAGGAAUCGGUCAUUGCUAACGUCGAAUUGAGAAAUUGUUUUUCCUUGCAUUGUUUGCACAUGGAAACGCAAUUGGUGCACGCACACCUGGAACUACUUGCAUCAGUUUUACAGAGUCUCGUUAGCGUGCAAAUUAGAGGACACACAGAGCUUACCGAAGUAUGGAAGUCAAUUGAUUCUACGAUCGCAAAAUGCUUCCCGGGAAAAUCAGCUCACGGAGUUUUAUAGCGAAAAAAAAAAAACGAAUUUUUAUUAACAAAAGAAAUCUCUCAUCUUUUAGUGAUAUCAUUUGUACAAACCAUAAUAAGUAACGAACAUGACUGAUACAAACUCGAAAAAAAAAAAA
Polistes dominula (European paper wasp) is the source of this 1934-nucleotide messenger RNA. RefSeq names its product sorting nexin-8. The record is from RefSeq and is a predicted model, not a curated record. NCBI's taxonomy places the organism in Eukaryota, Metazoa, Arthropoda, Insecta, Hymenoptera, Vespidae. Gene Ontology annotation, cellular component: early endosome membrane. Gene Ontology annotation, molecular function: protein binding; phosphatidylinositol binding. Gene Ontology annotation, biological process: early endosome to Golgi transport; intracellular protein transport.